Ostertagia ostertagi is the source of this 1344-nucleotide messenger RNA. The record is from the annotation of a GenBank genome assembly. NCBI's taxonomy places the organism in Eukaryota, Metazoa, Nematoda, Chromadorea, Rhabditida, Trichostrongylidae.
AUGGGUGAUGUCAAGAGAGAUGUUACCGUCAUAUUUAUUGGAAGGAACCGAGCGCAGUGUGAUCAGUACUGUCAGCGAUUGUCAAGAUACUGUGGCCCAGCAGUCACCAAAGAGAAGCCAGUCGAUAUCGCAUUUUUGCGUCAGCCGAAGAAGAGGAGAAUUUCUGGAGCCGAAGCUCAAACUGAAUGCAGCAUCACGCAGACGAAAACCUCAUGUGAGGGGGUUCCCGUAAAGCAAGAACAAACUGACGAAGCUCGCGAACAUGAGGCCGUAUCUGACUCGAAGCCGUCUCCCAGUUGCGCUGCUGCCAUGACGUCUGACCACGAGUACGUCACUCCGUCAACUUCAUCAGAGCGUGGUCACGGCAAGAAGCCAAAUGGGGAUGUGGACGUUGUAGUGCCGCAAAGUUUCUUUGUGGAGUUACUGCGAACUCUCAAGAAUCUGCGUGGCGAAUGUCGCACCCGCUUCGACCGUCUUGACGACCAACUGGAUGAUUUAGCUAGUCGAGUAAGCGCUGUUGAAGAGAUCAUUCAAGAAGGCAACGCUUUCUUUUUGAAAGUGGACAACUCAAGCCCAUCGUCAUCUCAUCCGCAGCACGCUGGUGAUACGGGUAUCAACACACUGCCGGGCUUGCCUAUUAAUGGACAGACUUCGAAGCUGGAGUACCCUUAUCCCCUGCUGAGCGAGACAGAUGUGAUAAUGCUUCAGAAAGAAAGCAAGACGAUCACCUCCUUUGCAAGGAAGGUUGAUCGCGUACUCUUUGCUAAUGAUUCUGAUAAGGAUAGUCCAAUUGAUGCUCGUGCUGAUAAGGAGAAGAUCCUAUGGCUAAAAAUGCUGAUCCGAACAUUACAUCCAACUGCUUCUGAUCUUGACGACGCUGCGAGGUGGACGGCCUGCCGACAGGCUAUCAACGACUACUGUAGGAGGUCUGGGAAACAUCUGAGCCACGAGGAGCGGCUGCAAGUACUUCAUCUCGUUGCGAAUCGAAGUCAUGAGGAGGUGGCACUGAUCUUCAACAAGCUUCAUCCAAAUCGUGAACCAAUAAGACAAAGUAGUGUCAGUAGACUGAUCGCCAAGUUCAAGGAGACUGGGUCGAUCAAAGAUCGACCUCGUUGUGGGAGACCGAAGAGUUUAACCGACCACGUCAAUGCAGCAGCGGUGCUCAAUUUAAUUCGUGAAAAUCCUGGGAAGUCACUCCGACAAAUGGCUGUCGAAAUAGGAAUGUCAAGAAGUAGUGUUCAUAGGAUAUUGCAGGCUCACAAAGAGCACUCUGAAUACAACAGGUCUCGAAGAAAACGAGCACCAAGAAAUACCACUAUCACUAGGAAUGCUGGCGCACAGUAA